AUGGGCAACAAGCAAACAGUCUUCACUCAUGAGCAACUGGAAGCUUAUCAGGACUGCACCUUCUUCACGAGAAAGGAAAUCAUGAGGCUCUUCUAUCGCUACCAGGACCUGGCCCCUCAGCUUGUCCCUCUCGACUAUACCAGCUGCCCUGACGUGAAGGUGCCCUAUGAGCUCAUUGGCAGCAUGCCUGAGCUGAAGGACAACCCCUUCCGUCAGAGGAUCGCCCAGGUCUUCUCCGAGGAUGGGGAUGGCCAUAUGACCUUGGACAACUUCCUGGACAUGUUUUCUGUGAUGAGUGAAAUGGCUCCCCGUGACCUCAAAGUCUACUACGCUUUUAAAAUUUAUGACUUUAACAAUGAUGACUACAUCUGUGCGUGGGACCUGGAGCAGACGGUGACUAAGCUGACUCGGGGGGAGCUGAGCACUGAGGAGGUGAGCCUGAUAUGUGAGAAGGUGCUGGAUGAAGCCGAUGGGGACCACGAUGGGCGGCUGUCCCUGGAAGACUUCCAGAACAUGAUCCUUCGGGCACCAGACUUCCUCAGCACCUUCCACAUCCGCAUCUGAGGGCACCAUGGAGGAGCAGCCGGGCCAGAGGACGUCGGGGUGACCCCUCAUCCUGUUGUGAAAUCUGCUUUCCCUGGGCUCCGGGAAUAAAUGCACAUCACUGAGUCACAGCUGCCUGGACAAUGUGUUUCCCCUCUAAACCUGGUAGAUCAGAGGGAGGCAGCCUGGGAUCGCACCUCUGUCCUCACUGUGUGAUUCUGGUGUGGCUGCACCCUCUGUGGGCCAUGAUCUUCCCAUUUGUACAAGGAAAGGGCUGACUCUGGACAUCUCUCCACUGUGAGGGUUGGAAGUGACUCACCUGGUGGGCAGAGGAGAUGAGGCCCCUGCUGUGUCCCGCCCCAGGGCAUCCCCAGGGGUGGAACAUGACUACUCAAGUCCCCCUUUCUCCCCCUCAAUCCCUGACUUUCUCAAGGAGACUAAAGCUUCACCUCCUCGUUGAAUCAUCAGAACUGCCAGGGGAGGCCUCUGGGCAAGAAUGUCACUCACUGAGGCUGGCACAGUGCUUUAUAGUCAUGAAGCGCCUGCCAUUCUGCCAUUGCAUUGACUCCCUGUGACAUCCCUGGCAGAGAAGCACUCCCAUUUCAUUCAGAGACAGUGGAGUGACUCGCCCCCACACCUGAAGUCAUUUGCAGCGGCAGACUUGAGCCCAGGCCCACCUCACUCCAGAUCCCAAACCUCUACAUCUUACAGAUUUGGGAAGCCACACACUAUUUCACUUGGGCUUCCCUGGUAGCUCAGCCGGUAAAGAAUCCACCUGCAAUGCAGGAGACCCUGGUUCGAUUCCUGAGUC
This is a messenger RNA of Bubalus bubalis (water buffalo), 1354 nucleotides long. It is a transcript of the gene CIB3, whose product is annotated as calcium and integrin binding family member 3. The transcript has 6 exons. NCBI's taxonomy places the organism in Eukaryota, Metazoa, Chordata, Mammalia, Artiodactyla, Bovidae. The coding region runs from base 1 to 564 and encodes 187 amino acids. Gene Ontology annotation, molecular function: calcium ion binding. The record is from RefSeq and is a predicted model, not a curated record.